Messenger RNA from Anguilla anguilla (European eel), 6237 nucleotides. RefSeq names its product protein crumbs homolog 1-like. Bases 401 to 4708 code for a protein of 1435 amino acids. Gene Ontology annotation, molecular function: calcium ion binding. The transcript has 15 exons. Gene Ontology annotation, cellular component: protein-containing complex; plasma membrane. Lineage: Eukaryota; Metazoa; Chordata; Actinopteri; Anguilliformes; Anguillidae. The record is from RefSeq and is a predicted model, not a curated record. Gene Ontology annotation, biological process: heterophilic cell-cell adhesion; establishment or maintenance of epithelial cell apical/basal polarity.
CUGUAUGGUUGGAAUAAUAUUAACUCAUUUUGUCUGCCCCCAACUUAAGGAGCUUAUUGCAUUAAACACGCGAAUCUUCAAUGCCAUCUGCCGGGCACACGGUGCGAUUUUCUUCACAGGUUUUCAGUAGUUUGUUCUACUGAGCUAUUUAUAAGUCCGGUCCACGCCGUUUGUUUCUAAAACAUACAGCGUUCAUCUCCUGGUCCUGGUGCAUGUGGCUGUGAACGUUCUUCAGGGCCGAGUAGCAGCGUGAUCAUUGGUAAACACUGGAUGGAAUGGAACCAAGAGAUCCGGUCGCGCGGCACCAGCGGUAGCUCGGACCUGAUGAUUUGAGGAGGCACGUGCAGCGCGCCUUUCAGACGAAGAAAAAUACCGUGAAUAGGAUGAUUUCUUACCGAAAAUGGCUAUUUCUGUAUUUUUUACAUUAAAUGUACCCGGCUUGGUUUCUAUUGUGUCUAUUAUCAUCUUGACACAAAGUGCAGCUCCACUGGAAGCUGUGGCCCUCUGCCUGAGCGACCUCUGCCAAAAUGGUGGCGUGUGCCAAGACAUGCCUACCGACGUCCUGUGCCAGUGCCCCACGCCACUGUCGGGCCCCUCCGCCACGGGCCAGUGCGAGGGCCCCGACAUGCUGUGCCACCCUGUGCCAUGCCUCCACAAUGCCACCUGCCACCCCAGUCCCGCGGACCCCCCGGGCCUGGCCUGCCGGUGCCAGUCUGGUCACACCGGGGAGUCCUGUGCCGCCGGUGCCCAGCGAUGCGCCGACAGCCUCUGUGGGGCCACGGCUCUGUGCCAGCCGCUCUCCGGUCGGCCCACAGGGGCGGCGCCCGGCUACUCGUGCCUGUGCAGGCCCGGGUACGUGGGCACCCGCUGCGAGACGGAGGUGAACGAAUGCGCCUCAAAUCCGUGCCAGAACCGGGCCUUCUGCCGGGACGAGCCUAACGGGUACUCCUGCUUCUGCAUACCCGGAUUCCAGGGCAGUCACUGUGAAAUUGACGUGAACGAGUGCGCCUCCCGGCCUUGCCGUAACGGAGCCACCUGCCUCAACAGGGUCGGGAGGUUCUCCUGCCUCUGCAAAGCGGGGUACACGGGAACUAGAUGCGAGCUGCAAGUCAACGAAUGCCAAUCAGACCCUUGCCUCAACGGCGGCAGUUGUCAUGACUACGUGAACGGCUUUUCCUGCGCGUGCCGGGCCGGCUUCCUGGGCCGUUUCUGUGAAGUGGACGUGGACGAGUGCGAAAGCGAUCCGUGCCAGAACGGAGCGGUCUGCACCGAUGGGGUAAACGGAUAUAGCUGCGAUUGCACCGGGCUGGGCUUCAUGGGCCCGAACUGUGACACCCCCGUCCCGGCCUGCAUGUCCCAGCCCUGUCUCAAUGGCGCCUCCUGUCAGGAGAACCAGGGGAACUACACCUGCUACUGCUGGCCGGGGUUCGAGGGGAGGAACUGUGAGGUAGACACCAACGAGUGCAGCAGCAGCCCCUGUCUCUCUGGGGGGACAUGCAUCGAGCUCUCCUGGAAGGCCCUGUAUGACACAGAGAAACUAUUCCCUGCACACCACGACUCCCAGAAUGCCGUGGGGUUCAUAUGCACAUGCCAACCAGGCUUUGAAGGUGUUCUCUGUGAAGAGGAUGUUAAUGAAUGUGACUUGAAUCCGUGCCAAAAUGGAGGCCUGUGUGAGAAUUAUCCAGGAGGUUUCACUUGCCACUGUUCGCAGCAGAGCCAAGAUGGACGCCUGUACGGAGGGCGGAACUGCACAGUGGCCCUGCUGGGCUGUGAGGGUCGCUCCUGCCAGAAUGGAGCUGCGUGUUUGCCCUUGCUCAUCGACGGGGAGCACAGCCACCUCUGCACCUGCCCCCCUGGCUUCACGGGCCGCGACUGCCAGACGUCCACCGCCUUUUCCUUUGAGACGAGAGGCCACCUGCUUCUACAGAGCCCUGCCGCAGGUCCACUGGCUUCCUGGAACGUGACCCUCAGCUUCAGGACCGUGAUUGCCGACGCCACGCUUCUCCUCCGGAGGGCCGGAGGGUUUGCCGUCCGGCUGGAGCUGGUGGGCGGACGGCCACGCCUCCGCGUGCUGGCAGAGGGCGGGGCAAGUCCCAACCAGGAAGUCCCGUGCAACGUGAGCGAUGGCGAGUGGCACGCCGUGGAGGUGGCGUUCGAUGGCGGGGCCCUGGGGCUCAGGCUCCUGGGCGGUUCCUGUGGCGAGAGCACGGUCGUGGUGGCGAGGGGGUCGCCGCCGAGGGAAGGGUCAGGGCUGGGGGCGGAGCCACCCCCCACUUUCCACACCGUCCUCAUCGGAGGGGUCGGGGAAGAGGGGAGGGAAACGCCAUUGGGGGACGGCCCCCUCCCUCCCUUUGUCGGAUGUCUGCGGGACGUGUUUGUAGACUCUCGGCCGGUGGUGCCGGGGGAUUGGCUGAGCGGCACGCCAGUUAACGUCACCCUCGGAUGCAGCACCCGGGACAGGUGCGAGGACCGCCCAUGUCAGAACAGGGGCCGGUGUGUCAGCCAAUGGAUGAGCUACCAGUGCGAGUGCUACAGGCCUUACGAUGGACCGGACUGCUCAGAAGAGCACGUCACGGCCAGGUUUGGCGGCGAGGACCGGGAGAGCUACGCCGUGUUCACCCUGGACGAGGCCCCCUCGGAGGGCGUGGACAUCAGCGCGUUCGUGCGCACGCGCCGCCAGGGGGCGCUGCUGCUGGCCCUGGCCAACGGCACCGGGCCAUAUCUCCACCUGUGGCUGGAGGAGGGCAGGCCCAGCGCCCGGACCCGCGGCUCCUCCCAGACCCUGAGGGGCGGGGCCGCCGUCGGUGACGGCCGCUUCCACCUGCUGGGCCUCAGCGUCCGCGGCGACCGGAUCACGCUGCGGCAGUCGGCCCAGGGGCCGGGCUCCGCCUCCGCCCCCGCCCGCGGUGUCCGGGUGCAGCCGGGGGACCUGGUGUACGUGGGUGGCCUGCCGGACGCCCGCGACUCUGCCCCAUUCGGGGGCUACCUAAAAGGGUGCGUGCAGGACCUGAGGGUGGGCGCCCGGCGGCUGCAGUUCUACCAGCCGGGCGGGGCGGUGGCGAGCCCGUACGGGCUAGCGCAGCUGGUGAACGUCGCGCGCGGCUGCGCUGGGGACGACGCCUGCAGGUCGAACCCGUGUCUGAACGGAGGAGUGUGCUACUCCGUUUGGGAUGACUUCACCUGCACUUGCCCCCCCAGUACUACAGGGCGGCGCUGUGAGGAGGUGACGUGGUGCGAGCUGUCGCCGUGCCCGUCAUCCGCCAUUUGCCAGGCCCUCGUGCACGGCUUUGAGUGUAUUUCCAAUGCCACUUUUCUCAAGGACAGCAAUGCUGUUUCCUACAAAGUCAGUGGGAAGAUCUUGCGCAGCCUCACCAGCGUCUCUUUCCGCGUGCGGACGAGGAGCCGGAAUGGCAGCAUUCUCUGGGCUAAAAAGGGACUGGACUUCCUGGCGGUGUCCGUGUGGGACUCCCGUCUGCACCUGGAGCUACGGAGCGGAGCACGCUCUCUCGGCCUGAGCGUGGGGAGCCGGGUCGCCGUUAGCGACGGACAGUGGCACUCGGUCACGCUCGCCAUGGUAACCCCCGGCUCCGAGAUCUCUCAAUGGACCGUAGAGGUGGACGACCAGGGGGAGCCCUCUGUCUCUGGGGUUGCCGCUGGCAACCUGGACUUCCUCAAGGAAGGGGCGGAGCUUCUCCUGGGGGGCAGCGGUCUAGUCGGGUGCCUGAGCACGGUUGACGUCGGCGGGGUCGCUCUCCCGUACCACGGGGACGGCGAGCUCAGCCUCCCCCGCCCCCAGGAGGGCCGGUUCGUCAGGGCCUCGGCCGGCCCCGCCCUCCUGGGCUGCUGGGGCUCCCCCGUGUGCGAGCCCGACCCCUGCCUGAACGGCGGCUACUGCGUGGACCUCUUCGACCUCUCCCGCUGCGACUGCGCGCCCGGCUGGUCGGGGCCCCUCUGCGAGCUCGGCUCCGACCCCUGCGCCUCCGGGCCCUGCGUCCACGGCAACUGCAGCGCCCGCGCCCUGGGGCACGCCUGCGCCUGCGAGCCGGGCUACGCCGGCCCCGACUGCGCCGCCCGGGGGGAGGAGGCCGACCCCUGCCAGUCCCACCUCUGCGCCCGGGGGGCCACCUGCCUGAGGGGCUACUCCUCCUACUCCUGCCUCUGCCCCCCCGAGAAGACCGGGGAGCUCUGCGAUGUGAAAUUUGAGCAGAUUCCUUGGUACAAGGAGAAUUAUCCGAGGCCCAUUCUCCCAGUGUCUGUGUGCGGUGGCGAGCGCUGGAACUACACCUGCCAUAAUGGCGGGAACUGCACCCACGCGGGCUCGCAGUGGGCCUGCGACUGCAUGCCGGGUUUCACCGGCCGCUGGUGCGAGACGGACAUAGACGAGUGCUCGUCAGGCCCCUGCCUCAACAGAGGCUACUGCAUCAACAUGAUCAACGGCUUCCACUGCUUCUGCGAAGCGUACUUCGCCGGCGACCUCUGCGAGGUCCAACUGCGUGCAGACAGCCUGAGCUCUAAGGUGCUCCUGUCCGUCAGUCUGGCGUCCGUGGCCCUGCUCCUGGUGCUCUCCCUGACCGCGGCCGCCCUCGUCACCACCAUGAAGCGCCGGGCCACCUACGGCAGCUACAGCCCGUCCAGGCACGAGAAGGAAGGCCCCAGAGUGGAGAUGUGGAACAUAUCACAGACUCCGCCCACAGAGAGACUCAUAUGACCCAACUGCAGCCAUUCUGUCUGAUGUGCCAUGUGACAUCCAGCAGGUUCAACCUUGAGAGGGCAAAAACCAGGAGAGGAUGCAUCACAGGUGAACGCCCCACCCAUCUACUCAUAUGCAGGCCAGAGGUAAACGAGGACCCGUUAUGAAUAAACUGGCUCCUGUCAUAUAAUGGACCUCAUUUUAGGAAUAGUUUUUCCAGCCAAUCUGUGAAACAAAAAUCUUUUCAAUGAUCUCACUUGAAAUGCUGCCAUGCUUGGAGUUAGAAACAGUUGCUGGAAAGGGGGCAUUGUUCUGUUUGUACAGGCUUUGUGUAACACCGCACAGUUGGAGUAGAGAUAAAUUCUACCAAUUUGUAGAUUCACAGAUUCCGUAGACAAAGCAGAUGGAUAGCGCUGUUAGCACUCGAAGUUCUGCAUCUCCACCAUCAAAGCUAAAGUGUUCCAAUUGUAUUCACAUUUAGAAUUUUUAUAAAUGGAAAUGGCACCUUUUAUUUGCAAAAUAGAGAAGACAAAAUGUAUGCAAGAACCCGUUAUCUGGCUAGUCUGUAGCACCUGUGGGUAUAUGUCUGACGUGCCAUUGUCUAAUGGGACACAUUCUUAGCAAAAACUAUAAAAACAGUUUGUUUCCUGAUUGUGAUUUAUGUAAACACGUUUUGAGCCAUCUGUUUAGAUAAAACUUUGCAUUAAAACUAACAGGCUCCACGCUUAUGGAUGUGUCGCAAGCGUUUUUAAAGGGGACCCAGGUCAGAAAUCUAAAUCUGACGUGACUUAUUAUAUGUGCGUGCACGAUGGAGCCUUCCAAACCAUUUCCUCUCUGUCUAGAAACUCAACCCCAAGGUCAGCAUCGCAAACUGGCAAUUUCCAAUUAUCCAGACCUUUUUAUUUAAGUGAGUAGAGCUGUACAAAAGCCAUGUGAAAUAAAAUAUCCCUUUUUCCUUACCUGAACCUUCCUUUAAAAUACACUGAUACUCUGUUGUGUACUUUUUGGUCAUGUCAUUAGUGUUUGUGGUAUGUUUGUGUACAUAUAAAAUGUUGGUUAAAGUUUCAUUUUGAGACUAGGAAGAUGACAAUACAUUGUGUAUACUAUUUAAAUGUAUCCUGAAUUCAGCUUGACAGGGAAAUGAUUCAAUCUAAUGUUCAGGGAAGUGGACUUGUACCAAGGUCAAAGAAAGGAAGCCGUGUAAGUUGCUUUGGAUAUAAGCUUCUGCCAAAUGCCUAAAAUGUAAUAUAAUUUUAUGAACCGGGGUAUAAUUGUGAUAUAUUCUUUGUACAAUGUGUCACAAUUGUACCGCCUUAUAACAUUACACCACUUCCUUUCUUUGUACUCAGUCUACAACCUUGGUGUUAGCCCACUUACCUAACCAUUAUGCUACACUGCCACCAUGGUUUCUAUGUCACGUAAAGGGUCUAACCUUCACCUUUGUCUCCAGUUUUUGCUUGAAACUGAACUGAAGAGUAUAACUGAACAUUAUAUGAAUGUUUUUUAUUUAUUUAUCUGAAUUAAGAAUUAAAUUAAGUUGAAUCAUA